Cololabis saira (Pacific saury) is the source of this 5815-nucleotide messenger RNA. Its product is annotated as claudin domain-containing protein 1-like. Lineage: Eukaryota; Metazoa; Chordata; Actinopteri; Beloniformes; Belonidae. The transcript has 4 exons. The record is from RefSeq and is a predicted model, not a curated record. Gene Ontology annotation, cellular component: membrane. Bases 448 to 1206 code for a protein of 252 amino acids.
CUUUCCUGAGUGCAGCCCCGUGUCUGCCUGCCGUCAUAAUCUCACUCAGAUUCGCAUUUUGCAGGCUGAUGUUGCCCUCGAUUUAACACAUCUUACUAGAUAUGACCGUUUAAGUGUCUGUGCUGAAGGGGGGGAGGUGUUGCAGACUGUGUCAGGGAGAUAUCCGUCGCACCAUCAGUGGAAGAAGUGGGACAAGGGAGCAGAUGGCGCAGCGGAGCUGCAGGGCUGCAGCGCUGCAGGGCUGCUGACCGUUUGUGCAUCAUUGCAGAUGAGUUAAAAAUCAACGCUUCCCUUUUCCCGUGUAUCGUUUAAAGACUUGUCGGACAGCCUGGAAUAAAAGCCACCGACAGGAAGCCGUGUGUAUUUACUAAACCGAUACGACCGGGGAAGGAGAGGGGAGCGGGCAUCCAUCCAUCCACUUAAUCCUCUCUCCCGUCUCGCUCAACAAUGGUGGACAACCGCUACGCGACGGCGCUGGUGAUCGCCUGCGUGCUGAGCCUGCUGGCCACCGUGUACCUGUCGGUGGGCCUCGGCACGCAGCACUGGUACCAGUACAGCAGCCCCGCCGUGCGCGGGGAGGCCAACGUGACGGAGCUGCGCUCCCUGUACGAGGAGUUCAUGGACGGGGAGUUCGACGAGAAGACCUACAGCGACACGCUGUUCCGCCUCAACGGCACCGUGAGCCUGUGGUGGAGGUGUGUGCUGGUGCCGGACAGCCCUCACUGGAACAAGGAGCCAGAUGUCAAGAUGAAGCUGGAUUGUCGACAUUUUACUCUACCUCAGCAGUUCAUCCCUAAAUACAAAGAACCGGGGAACCACAACAGUGGAGAGGACAUGCUGCGCACCUAUCUGUGGAGGUGUCAGUUCCUGCUGCCGCUGGUGUCCCUGGGUCUGGUGGCAUUGGGUGGGUUGACUGGGUUCUGCGCCUGUCUCUGCCGAACCCUAACCCCGACCCUGGGGAUAGGUGUGCUUCACCUGCUGGCUGGUCUCUGCACCUUAGCCACAGUGUGCUGCUACCUGGCGGGGAUGGACCUGCUCCACAGGGUGUCCAUGCUUCCUGACAAGGUGGACGGCUCUCUCGGCUGGUCUCUUUACCUCGCCCUCAUUUCCUCCCCUCUUCACAUGAUGGCCGCUGCACUGCUUGUGUGGGCAGCGCGCAGCCACAGCCAAAACUACUACCGUAUGACCGCCUAUCGAGUGGCGUAGUCGUAGAUUCAAGUCUGGAUCUCAAAUCCUGUUUAAAAUUCAAACCCAACUCUGACACCAAGAUGCAUUUUCUAAUGAUAUCAAAGGACCAAUGAGUAGGCUAGUUUUUUUGUUUUUUUUUCCUUGUAAUUGAUUAAAGUGCUCAUAAUCUACAGUGAACGUCCUAAAGUGUGCUGCAUUAGUAUAUUUGAGUCCAACUUUUCACUCUAGAGGUUGUGGAGUGAAACAAACAGUACAACGUGCCGUCUAGAUCAAAAUUAUCGGCACCUUUUGAUGUACGUUUUUUAAAAUUUCUUUGGGAGCAAAACCAAGUAAACCAAAUCAUACAAUCGCAUUAUUUUGUACAUGCAUCAAUAUUAUUAAACAACAGCAAAAAGGUUUUCAUGUAAUGUUAAAGGCACCUCCUACACUAGAGGCACUGUUUGGAUCAAAUUAACGUUUACAAAAUGAAGUGGGAUUUAUGCUUGUUCCGGUACGUAGCAACGAUAGAUGCAGCAAACAUAAGGUACCAAAGUCACAGUUGGUGUUUACGUCUUGUUUCACCAACUUUUGUGUACUUGUGAUACGUCUGUAAAUCCAUUAAUACCUAUAUGAACCUCCUUCCAAUGUAUUUCUUUAAUACUCUAUUUGGCUAAUGUGCGUUGAAAAAUUUUGGAAAAAAAUGUAGACAAUGUGUACACUGUGCUAGUUAGCAAAAUGCGAUAACUAGCAGGCUUUUGAAAAACAAACUUUUACUUUGUUUUUUACAUAGAAUGAAAUGCAACGUUGUGAAGUGUACCAAUCAUGUUUGUAGUAGUUCCAGGUCGUGCUACAGUGGUGGUGACAUAGGGCCCCCAGCUACGGAGGACAUACGUCAUCAGUUUUACACGCAAGCAUAAAUGCAUAAAUCAACUAUAAAAUUCACCUCUGAUCACUUUUCAGUGUUUGAAAGACCUGAGAUAACCAAUAAUUCCCCAUUUUAAAACAUAAAAAUUAGCUAAAGACAAAGUUUUCUGAAAGUGUCAGACAUGCUUUUCUUGGAAACAUCGUUAUAACAUAAAUGUUAGGCUCCAUGAGUGACGAUCAAGAAGGACACCGUUCUUCAAAACAGUCAGAACUACUAUCUGCUAAACCUUUCAUGAAUAAGGCACACCUUUUAGAGUUUCAAUUUGCUCAUAACUAACAAAAUCGAUAAGAAGAGAAUGACUGCCCUGUCCACAGUCAAGCACAGUGGAGGUUUUACCAUGAUGUGGAGUUGCUUUGGAGCCACCGAAAGUAUCAAAAUAAUGACAAAAUUAGAAGAUUACAAAGACAUUUAUGGCACUUCUCCACUAGUACCUACUCAGCGCGCUCCGACUCGGCACGCCUCGUCUUCGUUUGUUUUUAGACACCCAGGUGAGAAGUAGGCGGGUUGGAGCGAAGCUGCUGUGACGUAUUUGAUUGUGUGAUCUAAAUAGAGAAGACAACAACACUAAAGAUGUAUAACCUGGAGGAGAUGAUAGAUGUGCUGCUGGAUCUGUGGCUUGUGUUCGACAUCAAGUUAAAAAAUGAGAGUGAGAGAAGCUUCAAGCGGCAACGCUUUUUAAUUUUUAUUUUAAAUUUUAAAAGUGUCGGCGCUGAUGAGAAGUCAGCUGGAGCCGCGAGCGGCUGAGAAGUGACCGAGCGCCUGGUAGAUCUGGUCGUUCCUUAUCGCCCGUCUACUUCCCUUUUUUAAUUCUCUCCUCAGCACCAGGUUUAUGAACAUCUGCACCUCAGAGUUGGAUCACCAAACAGACGUUUGCGCUGCCAUUGCCUGUCGAAUAAAAUGAAUAGCCGCGAGUCGCUCUCGCGCUGACUCCCCGCUUCCUGAUUCAAACAUCUUGACGGCCCCCCGACCAAUCGGUGGCCUGUAGUGUGAUGACGUCAGAUACAGCCAGACUCGGCAGAAUAGAUACAGAAAAAGUAUCUACUCGGCACGCCUCCACCCGUCUCGGCCCGUAGUGGAGAAGCGCAAGACGGGGGCGUGGCGAGUAGAGGCGCGCAGAGUAGGUACUAGUGGAAAAGUGCCAUUAGAACAAAUUGUUUCAACGAGUAACGGAAAACUUUGAACAGGACAUGAAACAUGCCUUAAUGGUACAGAAGAAACACGAAAAUAAAAACAACCAGACAUUAGUGGCUGGUGCUAAUGGGUAUGUUUUUGUGCUUGUAUUUCUUAUUUCACUAUAUAAAAGCCUUUUUGUUGUCAUUUCUGAUUUGGAAAUUUUACUAAAAUAUGAUCACGCAAAAUUACUGCCCAUCAGAGCCCAAACUGUAUUAAACAACAACUGAGCUAAGCAUGCUCAAAUAUAUAAGCAUGCGUACUAAGUUCGGUUGACCUCAUUUUAAUUUUUAUUUAUGUAUGUUGUUGACCCGUUUUGCAACACAACAUACACAACUACCGGUAAAGCUACAACUCUUAAAUUAAAAAAAUAAAAAUCUUAAAAAACAGAGAUUGAAAACUCAUAAAAUUACAAUCUUGGAAGAAAAAGAAGUAGUCAGUGAAGUUGCACAUUGAUGGAUGUCUAUCGAUAUGCAUCAGUCAACGGUGAUGAUAUUAAAUGAAGGUUAUGGUGUGGAAGUCAUCAGUCGUUUAAAAUAUUUCACCUGCAGGACAUUUUUCAGUGUGCUGAUCACACCCUUAGUUUCGAGUCAGUGUAAUCUCUUUUGUUGGACGCACCCAAUGUUUAAAAAAAAACAAACAAAAGUAAAAGUCGACAGCAUUCAUAGCUGUAGAUGUUUGACACACCUCGAAUACAAAAAAAAAACCACAGUCACAUUUUUCUUUUUUAACCAGUACCGUUUUGUAAUCUGUGCUUCAUCCGCUUUGACACAGCUGUCAAUCAGGAGUCUGCUGAAAGACCACUAUUGCAUUUAUAUUUGUCAUUACAAAAGAAAACCUCAUUUGUUUUUUUUUUGUUUAAUUUAUUUAUUAUUGAAGUUGUAAUGUUAGAUUGUGGUUUUGUUUCUGAUUUCUUUACCCAGUGUGAUGUUUAUUUUCCUUGCCAGCAUAUGCAGGGUCAAUCUUUGAUAUAAACAAGCUGAAAACUGGGCCCCAUGCGGGAUUCUCUGGGAUCCAGUCCUGGGUUGGCUCCCCGUAUUUCAGCUUAUUUGUACUAAAUGCGCCCUGCAGUUCUUCCAUAUUUAUUUAUUUUGUAGAUUUAUGUUAUUUUUUUGACAUAGUUGUGGGUAAAAACCUGAUUUUGUUACUCCCUUUUGUGAAUUUGGUUUCCUGUUUGGUGUUUGAUGUGAUUUUGAUUUAAAAAAAAAAUGGAUACAACAAUUUAAAGGAACUUAAGGGAGAUAGUUUUACCCUUCCUCGGCAUUAUGAAUGUACUUUAUCAGCCAUAUUAUGAUAAGCUCCAGUUUUUAUUUGCACUUGGUUUUUUUAACAUAUCCUGACUAUUCCUAUAGUAAUCUGUAGUAAAACUCUAUUUUUUGUAUGUCAGUGGAUUAGCACUGCUUUGAAUCGUUUCAUCUUAUCCAUGGAUGUCUGUAAAUGAAGUUUUAUGUGUGUUUUGAUAUAUCUCAUGCUGAAUCAGACCUAUUUCCUAAAUUCAACCCUCAAACAAACUUUCAUAAACGAAUGCAUUUUAAUGUGUGAAUCUGCAGUAAAAGUGGCUGUGAGCUGAAAUGGUUUACUUUUGUGCACAAAUAUUGCACGUGAGUGUGUGCAUCACCGUAUACAUGCUGUCACUACAAUAAAAGCUUUCUUAAAAAUUUAUUUCACAUCAGUCUCAUGUUGGGGACGUCUUCAUUCCUCUUCCUCGGAUGCAAAGCCCUUCUCGCUCUCUUGUCUCUCCUCGUCCGUCUGCACCCGGAUAGCAGGGAUCACCACACGCCUCUUUCUGGCCAGCGAGAGCGCGAUGCCUUUCUCAUAGUAGGCACACUCGUUGAUGAAGAAAGGAUAAAGGGGCUCGCUGCCUUUAUACCUCAGCGUUUCGCCUGCGAACGUCUGGAACAGGGGGUCUUGAGGAUGGAGCAGGCAGAAGUCUCGGUCCUGUGGAGUUAAGAUGUCAGUUAGGUUGAUGAUAGUAAUGAGCCACAAGUGUGAGAUUUUGAAACUACAGGGACAUCUCUCCUUUUUGCAAUAUAGGUUUUGGAGCAGUGGAGAAAACUAAAAGUAUGUCACUGAAUGGGCUGAGGUAUAAAAUGAUAAGCAGAAUGUUUCACAGCAAAUUGGCAAAACACCCUUUAACCGCCGGCAAUCACAUGUUGCCAGGCUUUCCUCCUUUAUGAUCGGCUACAUCGAUCUAAGACCUUGAAAUGAAACUCAACAGAGUCUAGAUUCCUGCCCCAAAAUGCCUCUUAACCUCCAUGAAAACUACAUCUCUCCACUUCUGUGUAAGGCAAAUUUCAAUGAGCUCAGCUGCUGAACAGCAUCUUCUUUGUAUGUCCUCUUUUUCUUUCCUGUGCGUCUCAGGGGUUUUACAUUCAGUAAUACAACCAAACGGUGUUUCAGGGGUUAGAAGUAGCUUCUACAAACGAAUGGCCAGUCAUGUUCCAUGUGAACAAAGAUUUAUCUGGGUUUUAAAUCUUAAGGUUGUGUUCUGUAUUUAUGGUUCCCUGCAUUCUCGCUCGUUUGGAGUGCAAGACUCUGAAAGUGUGGAUCAAA